Stylophora pistillata is the source of this 1094-nucleotide messenger RNA. RefSeq names its product kinesin-like protein KIF14. Gene Ontology annotation, biological process: microtubule-based movement. NCBI's taxonomy places the organism in Eukaryota, Metazoa, Cnidaria, Anthozoa, Scleractinia, Pocilloporidae. Gene Ontology annotation, molecular function: ATP binding; microtubule motor activity; microtubule binding. The record is from RefSeq and is a predicted model, not a curated record.
UCAUCGUGGUUGCGGUCGUUAUUUUGAAACUGACAGAUUAUGUUGUUGUGUGUCAGUAAUUGCUGAUUUUUGUUUUGCACUUUUUAUUGGUGCUGUAAGCUAUGUCUACUCCUACCAAAGCAAGAGGGAAGCGCGCGCUCCCCAGUAUUCCUCUAAACAGAGCGGCCAGUUCUGAUGGCAUAGUUACUACGACGCCGAAAUCGUCAAAAGUUAUCUCCAAGAAAACAAAUUUGGACUCUGCACGCGUUGACGUGAUGAAGAACAGAAACUACACCUCACAGCAGAAGCAAAAGAAUGGCACGAUCAUGAAUUCGAAGGCACCAGCAACAGAGUUGAUUUCGAGAAGGAAGGAUCUUUCCUCAAGCGAGAGUGGUUCUAACACGAGCUCCCCCUUAAACUCCCCGCGAGCAACACGGAAGGCAACUGUAAGGCCGGUAGUGGCUGAGGUUAUUGAUAAGUUUUCCAGCAAAUCACAGACAAUUGAAGGGAACGAGAUCAAAGAAGAGACAUCAGGUUCGGAAAAAAAGAUCGCGCGUGUUUUGCCGAUGACACCGCAGUUUAUCGAAGAACACCUGAUUACAAAUACAGAGAGUGAACCUUCGUCGACUAAACCGUAUGACGAUUCUUCUCUGAUCAUCAACAAACUGCAAUCCACCUUGGGGUUGUUGAAAGGAAAUGAUGGAGUAAAGGGUUUUGAGGACAAAAUGGAUUCCGGUGUUCCGCCGGCUUUAAAACCACCCAUGUCAACAGCACCGCAACAAGUGUCUUCCGCUGGUGGCGAUGGGGAGGGUUCGAGUGUAAGGGUUGGGGUGAGAGUUCGACCUUUCUUACCAAGAGAAGAGAAAGACCCAAAUGUGAAGCUGUGUAUUUCUAUGAAGGAUCAUGAGACUGUUAUCACUUCAGAUGCUGGCAUGGAAUAUCAAUUUAAUUACGAUUACUCUAUUUGGUCAUUUGAUCCUAAAGACCCAAACUAUGUUGAUCAAGAGAAGCUUUAUAAGUUGAUGGGACAGCCUCUUCUCAACAGUGCUUUUGAGGGAUAUAACACCUGUCUGUUCGCCUAUGGCCAGACAGGAUCAGGGAAGUCUUAAAGGUAA